Molecule: messenger RNA, 1332 nt
Organism: Eimeria tenella
Lineage: Eukaryota; Apicomplexa; Conoidasida; Eucoccidiorida; Eimeriidae
Exons: 5
Coding region: 1-1332 (443 amino acids)
Source: RefSeq, a predicted model, not a curated record
AUGGCCAAACUCGCCGCAGCAGCAGGGCCCCAGCGGGCCCCGCUGUCUCUCUGCUUCUCUUCUUUGCUGCUGCUGCUCCUUGCAGCAGCAGCAGCAGCAGACAGCGCUGUCAAAGGCUCGACCGCAGCAGCAGCAGCAGAAGCAGCAGCAGCAGCAGCAGCAGCAGCAGAACCGGGCUUCUCGGGCCUCGAUGCCUAUGAAGAAGAUGAAACUAGUGCUGCUUCCUUCUUACAAGGAGAAGCAGCAGCAGCAGCAAAUGAUGAGGCCUUUUGGGACUCGGAGAUAGAAGAGGAAGAAGAAACAGACGAAGAGGCAGGAGAGCAGCAGCAGCAGCAGCAGCAGCAGCAGCAGCAAGGAGACACGGAAGCAAACUUCACAAGGGACCCUUACGGCGCCCCCUCCUUUGCUCAGGGGAACAGCAGCAGCAGCAGCAGCAGCAGCGGAGACGCAGAGAUGGAAGAUGCCACAGCAGAAUUCGACGAAGAAGCAGACUCUGAGGAGGCCGAAGCCAGCAGCAGAAACAGAAGCAGCAGCAGCAGCAGCGCAGCAGCAGCAGCAGCAGCAGACCCAGAAGCAGCAGCUUUCGUGCAAAUGAAAGUCAUUAGGGCCAUAAAGCCCCACAGCUACGCGCAGCAAGCGAGCGACCAAACAGCAGCAGAAGAUGAAAUGCUGAGAGAAGCAGCAGCAGACUCCGACGCAGCAGCAGCAGCAGCACCAGCAGCAGCAGCAGCAGACGAAGCUGGAGAAAACGAGGAAGCAGAAGAUAUGGGGCCCCUCUCCGUGGCGGACAGAGAUGGGGACAACUACGGGGGCCCCGCAGACCCUGUGAUAAAGUACGGGGGUUCGCCAAGUGAAGAUUUGCUGCCAGAAAGAGCAGCAGCAGGAGAAACAGCAGCAGCAGCAGGAGGCGAAGCAGCAGCAGCAGGAGGCGCAGCAGCGCGGGGCGAGGAGGAGGACGCAGCAGCAGCAGCAGCGGAGCGGCUGGACGUGCGGGCGGAGGAGGAGGCCGCAGCGGAGGCCGCAGCAGCAGACGCUGCAGCAGCAGACGCUGCAGCAGCAGAUGCUGCUGCAGCAGAAGCAGCAGCAGCAGCAGAAGGGGGGCCCCUACUCACUGACACAGAAAUCGAACAAGAUGUUCAUCUUUCUUUUCCCCGCCUCAAACAGCCCCAGCCCCACACAGUCCAGCGCCGUCAUGUGGAACAAGACAUCAGACUGACAGAGGCUCUACGAACCGAAGGCAAAGGGGCCAAAGCCAGUGCAGCAUCAGCUCCUGCUGCUGCAGGCUCUGUCCUAACGCUGCUGGGGGUUUGUUUAUUUACUCUUUUUCUUUGA